CUCACCGCCAAGAUUUAGCUUCAUCCUCUGGGCACCCUGCCUGGAAGCAUGCCCCCUUCGGAGCGCCUGGUCCUGGUGCUGGGAGGAGCUGGGACCGUGGGCUCUGGGAUCGUGAAGUCGCUCCUGGAGAAGGGGUUCCAAGUUGCCGUCAUCUCCCGAGAUGCCACACGCCUGGAGAAGCUUCAGAACUUCCUACCAGCAGAAGCCCACAAACGCCUGUUCACCAUGGUGGGGGAUGUCGGCACCGAGGAAGGAGCAGAAGCUGCAAAGGCAUCCCUGCUGAGAGGAGGCAGGAAGGUCACUGAUGUGGUUUCUUCUUUGGGCUUCAGCUGGUGGCAAGGGGGGCCACCCCACACCCAGAGCCUGAAGGAGCUGCAGUGGGUCCUGGAGACCUUGCUCCUGAGCACCUUCACUGCCUGGAAAGCCUUCUUUCCCCUGGUCUCGGAGAACCCUGGAGGUUCCUACACCUUUAUCACAGGGAGUGCAGGAGAUCGCCUGCUCAGGCCAGGCACCGGCUUCCUGACCCUGGGGGCCUCCGGGGCUCUGGCCUUCAGCAGGGUGGUGCGUGAGGAAUACCCAGAUGUCCCCUGUAAGCUAAAUGAGGUGAAGAUCAAUAUGGGGGUUGCACACUCUGAAGCUCUGGGUCCUGGCUAUGUCAGCCACCUGGAGGUUGGCCGGGCUGUGACAUCCCUGGUGGAUAAGCUUGCUGUCUCACACACUGUGUUGUGUGUAGACUCCCCUGCUGACCUCCAGGUCCUGACCUCAGAUGGAAAACUGUGACUCCUACCUUCUUCCAGGAAGCAUACACCGAUCUCCAGCUGGUCGCCACCCACACCCCUCCCCAUUUCUCAUCUCUAGAGAACUUCCUUUUCCAGUUGAGGAUGCUUAUAAAAGCUCCCUUACCCCGGGCUGUCUCUACAUUGAACCUUCUGUUUUCUUUAUCUCUUCCUCUUACUAUCCAAGACUCUUCCAGGUGGGGCCCCAGGUGAGACUUGCCCUUCAGCUUGGGAAUGGUGGAUUUGAGGAGGGAGGCAACAAGCUGAGUGGUCAGCACAUGGGCACGGGAACUUGCUACACCAGGGAAAGAGCAGGAGCUGAUAUAACCUAGAAUGUCAGUGACAUUUCUGAGGUCCAUUAUAUUGGGCUAUGUAGGAGGAAGGCUCAGGUGCUCCAGGCUUUGCUCUUGGUAAGAAAGGAUGCACAAUGGAAGAAGCCAACUCCCAAAAUGUUCAACCAUUUGGUUCUGGAAUUCAGAGACCCCAGAGUCUUGGUGGGAAGGUGGGGAUAGGAGGACAAGAAGGAACCAAGAGACAGCAAUAAAGCCUGGGGCUGAUCCCUCCCAACUCAAGCCAGAAUCACACAGGACAAGAGUUUAUUUCCUAAAAAGUAGCAUCUGUAGUCAUCUGAGCAUCACCUCCUCUCCCUGACUCCCAUCCCAGGAGGCUAGAGAUCAAAGACAUAGGGUAAAAGCCCCUGAAGAGAUGAGAAACAGAGAAUGAUUCUCCCACACCAUCAGCCCCUGGAAAGUCGCCCUUAUCUAGUCCUAAUUGCCUUCCCCUAUGCGCUUUCCCCACUAUCCCACCAUCCUCCUCUCUUUUAUUCCCAAUGCCUUCCGCUUCCUGGAAUACCUAACGUUCCUAAUCUGAUCCUUGGCUGGACCAUUUUCAGUGAUAGCUAUCCCCAGGCUGGAGUGGAUAAUAUCAUCAACCCCCACCCCACCCCCAAGAUGCCCAACAUUUCUCCCAUUCAUUUUGUUCUCUUUUAAUAAAAUUUGGGGCAGCUAGGUGGCGCGGUGGAUAGACACUGUCCCUGGAGUCAGGA
This is a messenger RNA of Dromiciops gliroides (monito del monte), 1821 nucleotides long. RefSeq lists its product as uncharacterized. Gene Ontology annotation, biological process: fatty acid beta-oxidation. The record is from RefSeq and is a predicted model, not a curated record. Lineage: Eukaryota; Metazoa; Chordata; Mammalia; Microbiotheria; Microbiotheriidae. The transcript is spliced from 6 exons. Gene Ontology annotation, molecular function: 2,4-dienoyl-CoA reductase (NADPH) activity. Bases 49 to 780 code for a protein of 243 amino acids. Gene Ontology annotation, cellular component: mitochondrion.